Drosophila rhopaloa is the source of this 874-nucleotide messenger RNA. RefSeq names its product adrenodoxin-like protein 2, mitochondrial (gene Fdx2). Gene Ontology annotation, biological process: P450-containing electron transport chain; positive regulation of oxidoreductase activity. Gene Ontology annotation, cellular component: mitochondrion. The coding region runs from base 146 to 604 and encodes 152 amino acids. Gene Ontology annotation, molecular function: 2 iron, 2 sulfur cluster binding. The record is from RefSeq and is a predicted model, not a curated record. The transcript has 2 exons. NCBI's taxonomy places the organism in Eukaryota, Metazoa, Arthropoda, Insecta, Diptera, Drosophilidae.
UUCCACAACGGUCACUCUACCUUCUUCACGUUCAACGCAAUUUUAAUUGAAAAUUUCAAUUAUUAUUUAACAACCGAUCGCAGCGACACGAGUGGGUGCGUGUGGUCAGUGCUUAGAUAGAGAUUGAGUAGAACUCGUUGCCAAAAUGCUAGUCAUAAACACCUGUAGAACUGCCUCUAGAUUGGCGCUUCGCAGCCUCAACCUGCGAUCACCAAUCGUCUCGCGCACUUUCUCGGCGGGAUUGGCCCUGAAAACGAAAGAUGUUGUUAACAUAACCUUCGUGCGUGCCAACGGGGACAAGAUCAAGACAUCGGGCAAGGUGGGCGACUCCCUGCUGGAUGUGGUCGUCAAUAACAGUGUGGAUCUGGACGGCUUUGGCGCCUGUGAGGGCACCCUGACCUGCUCCACAUGCCACCUGAUUUUCAAGACCAGCGAUUUCGAGAAGCUCCCGGAUAAACCCGGUGAUGAGGAGUUGGACAUGCUGGAUUUGGCCUACGAACUGACAGACACCUCGAGGCUUGGCUGCCAAAUCACGCUGUCCAAGGACAUGGAGGGUCUGGAGGUUCAUGUUCCCUCCACCAUCAAUGACGCCCGCGCCGCGUAGAUAGACGCUACCCACUUUGUUAUACUUUGUUGCAAUUUUGAGUGCUAAUUCGCUUUAGUUCAACUAGAUGUAGUCAAUAUUUUUGAAUGAAAUCGUAUGUGUUGUCCCAGGGACACGAAGCUCAGGCGGCUAUUAUAGAUGCGUAUACAAAUCUGAUUCCGAUUCCAAAUGCGGAUUUGCCUCCGCUGUUGUUUUUAAAGUGUUUAAGCUCAAAGGGAUUAGAUCAAUAUGUAAAUACGUGUUCCCAAUAAAUUUACAUGUUUUUUCGUA